Messenger RNA from Ambispora leptoticha, 878 nucleotides. The record is from the annotation of a GenBank genome assembly. Lineage: Eukaryota; Fungi; Glomeromycota; Glomeromycetes; Archaeosporales; Ambisporaceae.
AUGAAAAAAUCAAAAAACUCGGUUUCAAAAUUGAUAGCUCAGAUUUAUCAAGCUUUGUUGCUGAAAAGUGGAAAUCAUUACCUCAAGAGCAAAAAGAAAUUUUUGAAAAUAUUAAGCAAAAUCUUCUUCAACGACGAAAGGCAACAAAUAUUUUUCGUAAUAGACCACCAGAAGCUUGGACAAUUUUCUAUUACUAUGUAGUUAAAAAGAUCAAACAACAUGGUUUCCAAAUCGAUAGUUCAGAUUUUGAUAAAUCUGUUUCCGAAAAGUGGAAAUCAUUACCUCAAGAUAGAAAAAAAAUUUUCGAGAAUAUUAAGCAAAGUCUUCAACAAGCUUAUAAUGAUAAUAAUCAAAAGCGAAUUAAUUCGGGACCUAAAUCACUUCUACAACAUUUACUUAACACGCCGGAUGACGAACAUAUUAUGACAGAUGACGAACGCAUGGAAGGUGUUGAGGUAUCUAUUAAACAAACGGAUUAUACGAUAUUUUUACCAUUGACAACAGAACUCCAAAAAUACGCGGAUAAAAUUGGAGAAAGAUUCGAAAAGGCCGAGCAUAAUAGAAGGGUUUGCAGUGUAUUACUUAAACGUGUUAAUAGCGCUGCAGGCGAAGUGAAAUCUUUACGUCAGCUAAAAAAUGAUUACAAUUGGUUUUUUGAAAAACUACAAGGUGUUAUGAAAUACUUUAAUGAAUAUCGAGCUCACGAAUUUUCGAUGGAUAGAAAAUUUUAUAGUCUUAUUGGCGAAUUUGAAAAGGUAGCAGAAGAACUUACUAUUGCGUUACAAAAUCGUCUCAUUUUUGUUAAACCGAAAGGUCAAAACAUUGAAGACGACAAAGCUAUAAACCUGGAUAUGCGUGAUAUGGAAAAAGUAAUAUAA